Molecule: messenger RNA, 819 nt
Organism: Fusarium mangiferae
Lineage: Eukaryota; Fungi; Ascomycota; Sordariomycetes; Hypocreales; Nectriaceae
Exons: 1
Coding region: 1-819 (272 amino acids)
Biological process (GO): adenylate cyclase-activating G protein-coupled receptor signaling pathway
Cellular component (GO): plasma membrane
Molecular function (GO): G protein-coupled receptor activity
Source: RefSeq, a predicted model, not a curated record
AUGGCACAUGGCUGGCGUAUCUUCGGCAUCUUCAGCACAAUUGCCAUUUAUAUCUACAUCUGGGUGUACUUGAGAAGACGACUCGGGUCUAAGCCCCGCGAUACACGUCAAUUGCGAUGUGAUGCACCAUCUAGCAAUCAAAUUGCAUCCCUUCCAUUCAAGAGCCCGAAAAGAAGCGGAUUCCAGGUCAUGGGCGAGGAAGAAGCCGAACUUGAUCUAUUUGAGCGAGGACAACCAAGCAUAGCAGCGACUAACCCGGAGACGUUCUGUGAGGAAUGUCAAGCGCCUCUUUCCCCUCAAGAUACCAGAUUCAAGGAGAUCAAUAUUGAAUUGGGAGAAAGAUCCCCAGCCGCUUCUAGUGAGACAAAAGGAGGCGUCGUGCGGCAUCGACCUACAGCAUCGAAAUCUGGAGCGGAUCCGACAACACUAGAAGAUUCCAGCAGUCUAUAUUCCAAGCCAUCUCAGGCAAGGCAGUCUCAGCAAAGUCAGUUGAGCGUAUUGCAAACCAACGGGAGUGAAUUCCAUAUGCGCCCAGAUGCUGAUCAAGUCGAACUUGAGAUCAAGAGAAUGCUGCUACUUAACGCAUACCCCUUUAUGUAUGUUCUUCUCUGGAUGCCUGGACUCAUUAACCGACUUAUGGAAGCGUCUGGGAAUCCGAACUCGAAAACAAUCAACGUGGCGCUUCAAGCUCCAACACAGUUUAUUGGGCUGGCGAAUGCUUUGACGUAUGGUUUCAACCAUUAUUUAAGAGAUAGGCUGAAGGAUCUGUAUCUUCGACCGAUGAUUGCGAGGGUAAAGGAUCAAAUGGGGCUCUCUUGA